Messenger RNA from Rasamsonia emersonii CBS 393.64, 2067 nucleotides. RefSeq names its product Ribosome biogenesis GTPase Lsg1. The record is from RefSeq and is a predicted model, not a curated record. Lineage: Eukaryota; Fungi; Ascomycota; Eurotiomycetes; Eurotiales; Trichocomaceae. Gene Ontology annotation, molecular function: GTPase activity; GTP binding. Gene Ontology annotation, cellular component: cytosol. Gene Ontology annotation, biological process: ribosomal subunit export from nucleus. Bases 1 to 2067 code for a protein of 688 amino acids. The transcript has a single exon.
AUGGUUCUCGCAAAGUCCAAAAACUCCGUGGGGCUGGGCAACAGCCUCAUGAACGAUCGAUUCGGCAAAGGCAAAGCGUCCAACCGCAAGAAAGUAUCGCACAAUGCUGCGAUUGCUCGCAAGGGCGCCGACGGCGAAACCUACCUCACCAACCAGGCCAAGGAGGCGUCCUGGGUGAAGAUGCGGAGCAUCACCGAGCAGGCUGCGCUCGACGAAUUCCUGACCACCGCCGAGCUGGCGGACACAGACUUCACGGCGGAGAGGAUCAGUAAUGUGAAGAUAAUACACACCGACCAGAAAAACCCCUACCUUCUCUCUGAAGCCGAGGAAAGAUCUGCCGUGAGGAAGCAGCUGAAGAAUAAAGAGCGGUUGACGAUCCCGAGAAGGCCCAAGUGGAACGAGAAAACUACCCCGCAGGAGCUGGAUGCAAUGGAGAAGGAGAGCUUCCUCGAAUGGAGAAGGGGUCUUGCGGAGCUGCAAGAAAAUCAGGACUUAUUAAUGACACCCUUCGAGAGAAACCUGGAGGUGUGGAGGCAGCUGUGGCGUGUCAUUGAGCGGUCCGAUUUGGUGGUGCAGAUUGUCGAUGCACGAAACCCGUUGCUCUUCCGGUCCGAAGAUCUCGAAAAGUAUGUGAAGGAGGUGGAUCCGAAGAAGAAGAACCUGCUGCUGGUAAACAAAGCGGAUAUGAUGACAUUGGAGCAACGGGAGAUGUGGGCAGACUACUUUGAGGAGAACAACAUCAGCUACCGAUUCUUCUCUGCCCAUCUGGCAAAGGAACGGAGCGAAGAACGGCUCCAGGGAGAGGGUCAAUCUGACAAUGAGGAUGAGGAAGAAGACUUGGCGGAGGCGACUGAAAAGAAGAUGAAAAUCCAGGAAAAUGAGGGUGAGGGCGAGGAGGAGGAUGAGGAGGAGGAUGAGGAGUCUUCGAGCAAGGAAGAGCAGGAUGAAGACGACGGAGGGGGCUUGAAACUGCCCAAGAAAUCCGAAUCUAUGAGAACGCAUAUUCUGGACGUGGACGAGCUGGUAGAGCUCUUCCUGGCAAACGCACCCGAUCCCAACGACCGGAGUGACGACUCGGAGCAUCCUCAAAAGGACAAGAUGGUCGUCGGCCUCGUGGGUUAUCCCAACGUGGGUAAAUCCAGUACCAUCAACGCACUGCUUGGAGCUAAGAAGGUGUCUGUCUCGGCGACGCCAGGCAAAACCAAACACUUUCAGACCCUUUAUUUGACACCAAACCUGCUUCUGUGUGACUGCCCUGGUCUCGUCUUCCCCAACUUUGCGACCACCAAGGCAGAACUGGUGGUCAACGGAGUGCUGCCGAUCGACCAGCAGCGGGAGUUCAUCGGCCCAGCCGGCCUGGUCGCGCAGCGCAUCCCGAAGCAUUUUCUGGAAGCGAUAUACGGCAUGAAAAUCCACACGCGACCUCUCGAAGAAGGGGGCACUGGGGUACCGACCGCGAGCGAGCUCCUCCAAGCCUACGCCAAAGCCCGAGGUUUUGCGACGACGGGACAAGGCCAGCCAGACGAGUCUCGAGCGGCACGGUACAUCUUGAAGGACUACGUCAACGGCAAGCUCCUCUACUGCCAUCCGCCGCCAGCAUCGGGCGCAGGGGCCAAAGAGGGCCAGCCGCGCGUUGACCCGGCCGAGUUCAACCGGGACUUGUACGACCUUGCUCACCUUCCGCCAAAACGGCAAGCCAUGCUGCUCAAGGCCGCAGCCACGGCAGAGGAAGGUGACGACGAGGCCAGCUCAAUGGUAUCGUCCCUGACCGGCAACCAGCGCGCAGCAGCGGACGGGCCGCGAUCCCGCGAUCUCGAUAAGGGCUUCUUCGGCGCAGGAACCGGGGGAUCAGCAGGGCACCUAACGAUGCCCUUCAAUCACAAGUACACGGAACAGGGACGGGCCAAGCAACUGACGGGGCGGAAGCAGAGGAUGAUGCUGGCGCUGGAAAAGGGCCUCGAUCCGUCCGAGGCACGGAUGCUGAUGAGCUCGAAGAAGCAUUUCAAGGGCGGCAAGCGGAAAGCGAAGAAGGGGAAAGGAAAGGCCAAUGGGGAAUAUGAUUUGUAG